UUCNGCCAUCCAUAGCCCUAUCAAUUGUCACCGAUAUGUCCAUCACAUCAAGCAUUUUAAUCAUUGGUUCCGUUGUAACCGUUUAUACCUCAUUGGGUGGUCUAAAGGGUGUCAUAUGGACCGACUUCUUCCAGUUCUCUGUAAUGAUGUUCGGACUAAUGGCUGUCGUUAUCAGAGGCGCAAACAUAUCGGGAGGAAUGGCCAACGUUUUCGAGAGGGCUCACGCGGGCGGACGUAUCGAGUUCUGGAACAUGGACUUUGACAUCUAUUCAACAAAUUCAUUUUGGAUCAUAAUACUUGGCUGGACAGUGAUAUACGCGGGCACUUUCAGCACCAAUCAAAUGCAAAUACAACGAAUCAUAUGUAUGCCAAGUCUCGGCGCCGCUAAGAAAGCCCUGUAUUUCGCGACACCCGGUUAUGUACUCGUGAUUAUACUGUGUCUGACAACCGGUGUUAUGAUGUUUGCUAGAUAUUACGACUGCUGUCCACUUCUGACGGGUCGUGUCAAAAGACCGGAUCAAUUGUUGCCGUAUUUCGUACUCGACAUCUUCGAAGACGACUAUCCGGGUAUUCCGGGCGCGUUCGUGGGUCUGGUGUUUGGCAGCUCUUUGAGUACUUUAUCGUCGGGUAUAAACGCCAUGGCGUCCAUUGUUUGGGACGAUUACGCCCGCAAACUGUUCCACUUCUUGCCCGACCGCUAUAGCAUAUACGCCACUAAACUGUUGGCCAUUUUGAUUGGCGUUUUGUCCAUAAGUAUGGCAUUCGUGGCAAAGGAGAGCAAAAACAUAGUGGAGGCGGCGGUUAUGCUCUACGGCGGGUCCGCCGGACCCCUCUUAGGUCUAUUCUCUUUGGGUCUAUUCAUUCCGUGGGCUAACGCUAUCGGAGGGGCCGCCGCUCUGAUUCUCGGACAAGUCGUAUGCUUUUGGAUAACAAUCGGUUCGGUGGCCGACAAAAGAGAUCCGGCGACUAUGGGUUUGGCGCUGACAACUGUGGGCUGCGAAGCGCUCAACAUAUCCAACCCCUAUAAUAUUCCGGGCGCGCCCCUGGCUUUCAUGCAGACAUAUAAAAUACCUCGUUAUCAUCCAAAAGUCCAUCACAUCUCUCCAUUCUUCGUGCCGUUCAUCGGUUUCUUUGUGGCACUUAUUGUGGGAAAUAUCGUAAGUUUGGCGACAAAAGGCAAUAAAGGGCGGCGUUUAGACAAAAACCUGAUUAACAUCACUGCCUGUUAUUAUUUGGAGAAACUGUUGCCCGAGAGUUGGCGUCAGUUGCAGAACGACAAACCUGGCCGUCAAUCCAGAGAUGACACAAUUAAUGGCCAAUCGGUGGGCAAACCGAUGGUCGCGAUGCGGGAAAUGGGCCGUCGAUUAGACGGCGCCGAUGGCGACGAAGACAUCGCUCACGAAGACGACCAAUCGAUGGCCAACCCGUUGCGAAACGACAACUUUUACCCCCGAUCUGUAUCACCGAUGGCUCGCACACAUGUAUAA
This is a messenger RNA of Medioppia subpectinata, 1487 nucleotides long. The record is from the annotation of a GenBank genome assembly. NCBI's taxonomy places the organism in Eukaryota, Metazoa, Arthropoda, Arachnida, Sarcoptiformes, Oppiidae.